AUUGUGAGAGCAUGAAGUAAACAUUGGAGUUAACGCUGAGAUAAUUGUAUUUCCUGCUCUUUCAGAUUCCUCGGAGUGGAUAAAAUGAAUAACAUGUCCCCUGAGGUUGCACUGCACCGCAUCUCACCUGAACUGCGGCCCCUGCUCUGCAGUGUAGUGCGGAACGGCCGAGUGGGACUGGACUCUACCAACUGUCUCCGUGUAACAGACCUCAAAACUGGAUGUACAUCUCUGACCCCUGGUCCCUGUUGUGAUCGCUUCAAACUUCAUAUCCCGUAUGCUGGAGAAACUCUAAAAUGGGAUAUCAUAUUCAAUGCACAGUUCCCAGAAUUACCUCCAGAUUUCAUUUUUGGUGAAGAUGGCGAGUUUCUCCCCGAACCCUCAGAGCUACCGCACCUGGUCCAGUGGGAUGCAGGGAAUCCUGAAUGUUUGCUCCAGCUGGUGAAGGAGCUUCUCCAACAGUACCACAGCUACCAGUGCCAGCGUCUGCAUGAGAGCUCCAGGCUGCUCUUUGAGUAUGACAGUCUGCUGGAGGAUCCCAACUAUGGCCGCAACAUGGAGAUCUAUGCUGGACGCAAGAACAGCUGGACAGGAGAGUUUUCUGCCCGAUUCCUUCUUAAACUCCCGGUGGACUUCAGCAACAUCCCCGUCUAUCUCCUCAAGGACACAGCUCUGGACCCUGGAGAGGAUGUGGCCCUUUUGUCGGUGAGCUUUGAGGACGCUGAGGCCACUCAAGUUUUUCCUAAACUCUACCUUUCCCCCAGCAUUGAACAUGCUCUUGGAGGCUCAUCUGCACUUCAUAUCCCAGCAUUCCCUAGUGGUGGCUGCCUAAUUGACUACGUCCCUCAAGUGUGCCAGUUACUCACCAACAAGGUGCAGUAUGUUAUCCAAGGUUAUCACAAGAGGAGAGAAUAUAUCGCUGCCUUCCUCAGCCACUUUGGAAUGGGGGUGGUGGAGUACGAUGCAGAGGGUUUCACUAAGCUUACCCUUCUGCUCAUGUGGAAGGACUUUUGCUUCCUAGUGCACGUGGAUCUGCCGCUGUACUUCCCCAGGGACCAGCCCACACUCACUUUCCAGUCUGUGUACCACUUCACCAGCAGUGGCCAGCUAUACUCUCAAGUGCAGAAGUCUUAUCCCUAUAGCCCACGCUGGGACGGCAGAGAUGGCUAAGAGGGCAAAGGCGUACUUCAAGAGCUUCAUCCCUCAGUUCCAAGAGGGAGCCUUUGCCAACGGGAAGCUGUAGUGCUCUCCAGCUUAAUGACGUACCUGGAGAGUUGCCUGUGGGAGUGUGUGUCUGUUGUGAGUGUGAGUGUGUGUGUGUGUGUGCAUACUACUGUGUAACUGUAUGAGAGUGUGCAGAGUGAAAGAGUAGAGUGAGAGUGACAGUGUGCUUAUUUGCACACGGACUCUGAAUUCCAUGUUGUUUGGCCUUGAAGUUAUUACCUCUUCAGUCAGUCCCUUCACUUUUUUUUAUCGUACUUGUAGAGAGAAGCCACUUAGCUGGAGAAGUCUAGUCUUUCAGUCACCGUACUGGCUGCACCAAUUCCUGAAUAUCACCAUUGCUAUAGAGCACUAAAAAAAAGGGCCUUUAUUUUGAAAACUGACAGGAACUUAAUUUGACGUGUAGCCCACUGCCCACUAUCUCUGUUGGAUAGCGUUGUUUUAUUGUUUUCCUAUUGUGUGCCAACGAUGCUGGCUUCAAACAGUCGAAUGUCAAAGGGCACUAAGCUGUGAACAGACAUUUGUUUGCACUUGUAAACAUGUUUUAGAAAUUCAUUUGCCGCGUUUUCUUCCACGUUGAACUGUGCGUUCAUGUGUGAAAGCACAACUGGACAUUGCAAAUGACUACUUUCAUUUCGCAACGAUUUUCAUGUCUGAAAACUACGAAAAUAAAUACUUGUGAGAGUGUAACAUGUGCAAGAGAACCUGAACGUGGUUCCUGGCUGGCAGGCAAAGGUUUUUUGUUUUUUCCGGAGGAAGUGGUCACCAUUUUCUUUUCAGUCAUUCAUUCAUAUCCUCUAGAGCCAAUUCCAACUAGGGUAGACAAACAAUCAUUCACUCUCAUAGUCACACCUACCGUGUGUCCAUGUAACCUCUGCAUGCUUUUGGGGACCGCGGAGAACCCACACACACACACACACAUGCCAACUCCAUACAGACAGACCCUCAGUUGGACCAGGUCUGCUGUGUUCACACCAGUUCACAUACAAAUGCGAUUUGUGAUCGAUGCGACACGUCAAACGCUCCAACGCUCGAGCUGAAAAUGAAGGAAAGACUUAUAGUUCUUGUGUGUGGACACCCGGAGCGCUGUGACACAAGUUGCUCUUUGCAUUUGUGGAUCUCUUGUGGAAACGUCUGCAGAGAAGAAACCGCCGCUGUGUGUGGGUCCGCCAUCCGGAAACCAGACACAGCUUGGUGAGUUUCAGUGUUUACUUUGGGAGCUCCGUAUGGAUGAGAACCACUUCCAGCGAUACGUCGGAUUUCCCGAUUUCCCGCGACGCAGAGGGCAACAGUGCUAGCCGCUACCCCACUAUGUGGACCUUACUGUCCUCUGCUCACAUGUGUGCACAUGUGCCGUAAUGUCUUAAUGUGGCGUUGACGUCAGUCGGCGGAUGGCGGUUUGGGAAGGAUCCUGAUAUGUGAAGUGUGACGUAGAGCCACAGCACGGAGAGGCAGGGUAUGUGUGUACAUGGGUGUACUUGCCCAUGCAUGGAUGUGCACUAGCAUGUGCUUGAACAAGGCUGAGUGUGUGUGUGUGUGUGUGCUUGUUUUCAUCAUUAAAUAUUAGGGUCAUAGUUAGGGGUUCUUCUCGCCCUCAGGCGCAGCCCUUUGCUAUUUUUAUUGUUGGUAAUGCAGCAACUGUCAGGUCUAAUUGAGAACUAUAGAGUGAAUGUAUGUGGGGCGUUUAACAGCAUCAGGGCUCUUAAUAAAAUAAUUAAAAUAGCAA
Solea senegalensis (Senegalese sole) is the source of this 2947-nucleotide messenger RNA. It is a transcript of the gene babam2, whose product is annotated as BRISC and BRCA1 A complex member 2. The record is from RefSeq and is a predicted model, not a curated record. Gene Ontology annotation, cellular component: BRISC complex; BRCA1-A complex. Gene Ontology annotation, biological process: double-strand break repair. The transcript has 12 exons. Bases 85 to 1170 code for a protein of 361 amino acids. NCBI's taxonomy places the organism in Eukaryota, Metazoa, Chordata, Actinopteri, Pleuronectiformes, Soleidae.